Molecule: messenger RNA, 4728 nt
Organism: Eublepharis macularius
Lineage: Eukaryota; Metazoa; Chordata; Lepidosauria; Squamata; Eublepharidae
Gene: XPO5
Product: exportin 5
Exons: 33
Coding region: 88-3729 (1213 amino acids)
Biological process (GO): RNA export from nucleus; protein export from nucleus
Cellular component (GO): RNA nuclear export complex; cytoplasm; nucleus
Molecular function (GO): RNA binding; small GTPase binding; nuclear export signal receptor activity
Source: RefSeq, a predicted model, not a curated record
UGCCGCGGAGCAGCUCCCCUUCUCUUUCCGUGCCUGGUUGCCCUGGGCAACGGCGCUUUCCCUCUUCUUCAUCCUCCACCCGGUAUCAUGUCUGGGGACCAAGUGGGCAGCCUCUGCGAGCAGUUGGUGAAGGCGGUCACGGUGAUGAUGGACCCGGCCUCCACGCAGCGAUACCGCCUGGAAGCCCUCAAGUUCUGUGAAGAAUUUAAGGAGAAGUGUCCAAUAUGUGUUCCAUGUGGACUGAAGCUGGCAGAGAAAACCCAGAUUGCUAUUGUCCGGCACUUUGGUCUUCAGAUCCUGGAGCAUGUAGUGAAGUUCCGAUGGAACAGUAUGGGUCGGCUUGAGAAAGUCUAUUUGAAGAACAAUGUCAUGGGACUCAUAUCCAGUGGUACCCAGAAUAUUUUAGAGGAAGAAAGUCACAUUAAGGAUGUUCUCUCUCGCAUUGUAGUAGAGAUGAUCAAACGUGAAUGGCCCCAGCACUGGCCUGACAUGUUAAAAGAGCUGGAUACACUCUCCAAGCAAGGGGAAACCCAGACAGAACUGGUGAUGUUUAUCCUUCUUCGCUUGGCAGAAGAUGUAGUGACUUUUCAGACACUGCCAGCCCAGCGCCGACGGGAUAUCCAGCAAACUCUCACCCAGAAUAUGGAAAAGAUCUUUAGCUUCCUGCUCAACACCCUUCAGCAGAAUGUUAACAAAUACAGACGCAUGGUUGAAGUGCCCCAGGAACAAGAUGCCCUCUCUCCUCCACAGAAGAUGGAUGUAUCUCAGGAACCAAAAGCACAAGCUAACUGUCGAGUGGGGACAGCAGCGCUGAACACACUGGCUGGCUAUAUUGACUGGGUGGCUAUGAGCCAUAUCACAGCAGAUAAUUGCAAGCUCUUAGAAAUGCUGUGCCUUCUCUUGAACGAGCCAGAGCUCCAAGUGGGAGCAGCGGAAUGCCUCUUGAUUGUAGUCAGCAGGAAAGGAAAGCUGGAGGACCGCAAGCCUUUGAUGGUUUUGUUUGGGGACGUUGCCAUGCAUUACAUCCUCUCUGCUGCCCAGACAGCAGAUGGAGAAGGCCUGGUAGAGAAACACUAUGUUUUCUUGAAGAGACUUUGCCAAGUCCUAUGUUCUUUAGGCAGCCAGCUAUGUGCAUUGGUGGGCUCUGAUCCAGAUGUGGAAACACCAGCCAACUUUGGGAAAUACCUUGAAUCAUUUCUAGCUUUUACAACCCAUCCUAGCCAGUUCUUACGCUCUUCCACCCAGAUAACGUGGGGAGCUCUUUUUCGGCAUGAAGUCCUAUCACGUGAUCCUGUAUUGCUGGCUAUGAUCCCAAAAUAUCUGCAGGCAUCAAUGACUAAUGUAGUGAAGGUGGGUUUUCCUUCCAAGACUGACAGUCCCAGUUGUGAAUAUUCUCGUUUUGACUUUGACAGUGAUGAAGAUUUUAACUACUUCUUCAACUCUUUCCGUGCCCAGCAAGGAGAGAUGAUAAGGAUGGCAUGUCGCCUGGACACUCGAACUGGUUUUCAAAUGGCUGGGGAGUGGUUGAAAUACCAACUAUCCUCUCCGGUUGAUAUUGGCCCCAUGAACUCUAAAACUGGUGAAGGCCUUUGUUCCAUCUUUUCUCCUUCCUUCGUGCAAUGGGAUGCUAUGACCUUUUUCUUGGAGAGCGUUAUUAGCCCAAUGUUCCGGACUCUGGAUAAGGAAGAGAUCCCAGUGUCUGAUGGCAUAGAGCUGCUGCAGCUGGUUCUGAGUUUUGAAACAAAGGAUCCACUCAUCUUGUCUUGCGUUCUGUCUAAUGUUUCUGCACUCUUUCCAUUUGUCACUUACAGGCCAGAAUACCUGCCAGAAGUUCUCUCCAAGCUGUUUGCCUCUGUUACCUUUGAGGUUGUAGAAGAAAGUAAGGCCCCAAGAACCCGUGCAGUGAAGAAUGUGAGAAGACAUGCUUGCUCUUCAAUCAUAAAGAUGUGUCGAGAUUACCCUCAGCUUGUCCUGCCAAACUUUGAUAUGCUAUAUAAUCAUGUGAAACAGUUGUUAUCCAAUGAGCUGCUUCUGACUCAGAUGGAGAAAUGUGCUCUCAUGGAAGCCCUAGUCCUUAUCAGCAACCAGUUCAAGGAUUAUCAGCAGCAGAAAGUUUUUUUGGAAGAGCUCAUGUCUCCUGUUGCUACCCUUUGGCUGUCUGAGGAGAUGAAAAGAGUCUUGAUGAAUCCUGAAGACUUUAUCCACUAUGUUGGCGCUGAUAAUAAAAUAGCAGAUCCAGUCAUGGAAGAUCCCUGUGGUCUCAACCGUUCAAGAAUAAGCUUUUGUGUGUACACCAUUUUGGGAGUUGUAAAACGUGCACGUUGGCCCGCUUCACUGGAAGAGGCAAAGGCUGGAGGAUUUGUGGUUGGGUACAUGCCUAAUGGCAAUCCUAUCUAUCGUAACCCUUGCUCUGUUCAGGUCCUGAAACUUCUUGACAACUUGCUUGCUCUCAUAAGGACCCACAACAAUCUGUACAUGCCGGAGAUGGUGGCUAAAUUGGGGGAAACUUUUGCAAAGGCCUUGGACAUGCUGGAAGUUGAGAAAAAUGCAAUCCUAGGCCUUCCUCAGCCUUUGCUGGAGCUUUAUGAUUCUCCUGUUUACAAAACGGUCUUGGAAAGAAUGCAGGGCUUUUUCUGUGCCUUGUAUGACAACUGCUUCCACAUUCUGGGGAAUGCCGGCUCAUCAAUGCAGCAAGAUUUCUACACAGUCAAUGGCCUAGCAGCUGAGCUUCUUAAUUCUGCCUUUGUCAAUCUUAACAAUAUACCUGACUACAGACUCCGCCCUAUGCUUCGUGUGUUUGUGAAACCCUUGGUCCUCUCUUGCCCCCCAGAACACUAUGAAACUCUUAUUUGUCCUAUACUUGGGCCACUCUUCACCUACUUACAUAUGAGGCUGUCCCAGAAAUGGCAGGUCAUCAACCAGCGGAGUCUGCUUUGCGAUGAGGACACAGCUGAUGACAACCCAGAAUCUCAAGAGAUGUUGGAGGAACAGCUGGUCAGGCUGCUUACCCGAGAAGUCAUGGACUUGAUCACUGUUUGCUGUGUCUCAAAGAAGGGUGCUGAGCAGAAUAAUGCUGUUGCUGCAGAUGGAGAUGAUGAGGAAAUGAUGUCCACUGAGGUCUCCCCACCAUCCAGCUCUGAGCUCACUGAACUGGGCAAGUGUUUGAUGAAGCAAGAGGAUGUUUGCACUGCUCUACUGAUGACAGCCUUCACAUCCCUUUCCUGGAAGGAUACCCUGUCCUGCCAAAGAACCACCACCCAACUCUGCUGGCCACUGCUCAAACAGGUCAUCAGUGGGACCUUGAUCCCUGAUGCAGUCAUCUGGUUUUUUACAAGCGUGCUGAAAGGGUUACAGAUGCAUGGGCAACAUGAUGGCUGUAUGGCAGCUCUUGUUCACUUGGCUUUCCAGAUCUAUGAAGCUUUGCGUCCACGCUAUGCUGAACUGAAGGCAGUGAUGGAACAGGUUCCAGAAAUUCAAGAAGACUCCUUGGAGCAAUUUGAUUCCAAGCUACUCAACCCAACACUGCAGAAAGCUGCAGACAAGCGCCGGAAGGAUAAUUUCAAACGCCUGAUUGCAGGUUGUGUUGGGAAGCCUCUAGGAGAGCAGUUCCGCAAGGAAGUUCAUAUCAGAAAUCUGCCAUCUGUUUUCAAAAAAGUGAAACUACCUGUAGAGGCAGAUACAUUGGAUAACAGUGAAGAUGGACCCCUCGUUGCACUCUUUGAGCCAUAAACUCAGAACGCUUCCAUUACACCGGCCCCAUUGUAUGGUGUGCUCAUUCACAAUAGUCAGUUGUUUACUUUGCUCUUUUGAGAGCUUAUUCUUACUAGCCUCAUCCCUUUUCUGGUUGGGAGAUGGGAUGGGAACUGCACACUCAGUGUAAAUCUCUGAUUUUUCCUCAACUUUAGUGUACAACUUGUUUUUCCUUGGACAGAGCCCAGCUAUGCAGCAUGAACGCCUUAGUUCAGCUUGGGCUGGUCCUCUAGGAACCAACCUCCCCCUCAAACACACAAUGCUUUACCCAUGAAGGAAGCAUGACGACAGAUCCCUAGUCUUUAUCAUUUCUCAUUCAGAAUAUUUACACUGUGAUUGCCUUGAUGUGACGCUAACACAGACAUCAUUCUGCUUUUCUUUUGGAAAGGACCAGAUAUCUACCAAUAGCAAGGAGAGUUCAGUAAGAAAUUACUUCUGUUGUCCAUUUGAUACAGCCAUGCCUUCAGAGGUCUAGACUUCAGUUUGCUUGUGUAGCAGCUGACUUGGGACAUAAAAUUGCCUACUUUUUCAGUUUGAAGUCACUCAGUGCUGUGUAACAAUGAGAAGACUGUUACUUAAACUGCUACAGUAGUUUGUGGAAGUCUAAGAAAAUUUUACUGAAACAAGGUACAUUUUAAGAGGCUUUAGUGUGCCUAACCUGAGCAAAGUGGAUAGCAUUUGAAAUCACAUUCAGAUCCUUACUUCUAGCAAGAUUUUACCGGGACCUUUUUGUAUCUGUUGUGCCCCAAUAGUCCCUUCAGUGACUUUUUAAAAAAACAUAAAUCCCAUGACAAAUACCUCUUUUGUCUGGGAGAGGCCGCUUGUAUUUAUUGUGUUGUGAUUUUUAAAAAAUUUCCUGUGAUCAUGAACAUUUAACAUUUUAGCUGGUUUGUUGUAGGGAUGUUCUAUCUAUAGAUGUUUCUGAACCAACUGUGAUACACCUGCAUGUCAGUAAAGUUCUUUCAGUUUAUACAUACA